AUGUCUGGUGUGGUACAGGUAGAGGUGGAGAUGGUGGUAGAGGUAGAGGUAGAGGAGGUCGUGGUAGAGGAGGUAGUGGUAAAGGAGGAGGUAGAAGUGGAGGUAAAGAUGGAGGUGGAGGAGAUGGAGGUAGAGGAGGUAGAGAUGGCGGUAGAGGAGGUAGUGGUAAUGAUGGAGGUGGAGGAGGUAGAGGUAGAGGAGGUAGAAGUGGCGGUAGAGGUAGAGAAGGUAGUGGUAGAGGAGGAGUACAUUCCUCUACUCUCCUCCACCACUCUCUUCAACUCUCCUCAUCUCACUACUCCUCUCUCCAGUUCUCAGAACGUCUUCCUCAUGGUGUCUGUAGGAGUGGCUGUGGGAGCAGCGGUGUGUGUCAUCAUAGUAUCAGUGUGUGUCAUCAUAGCUGUCAUCAUAGUACGCAGGAGGAGAGACAAGAAUCAAGUGCCAACUGAUAACAGCAUUGGUCUGAAUGCAGUAAACCACUCCACCCCACCAACCAAUGAGGACAAGAGUCAACCUGCUGACAGAAUCACCUAUGCCUCCAUUGACCACUUCAAUCAAAAUCCUCCUCAGAGAGUUGAUGCCCAAGGUGAAGAUGCAGUGAUGUAUGCCUCAGUUAUGCCUUCUUCAGGCAGAGGGAGAGAGACAGCGAACCCUGCUGACCCCAGCUCCCUCUACUCCACUGUCAACUAACCUCAGGGAGUCAAGACAUAAGGAGAGACAGAGAACCCUGCUGACCCCAGCUCCCUCUACUCCACUGUCAACUAACCUCAGGGAGUCAAGACAUAAGGAGAGACAGUGAACCCUGCUGACCCCAGCUCCCUCUACUCCACUGUCAACUAACCUCAGGGAGUCAAGACAUAAGGAGAGACAGUGAACCCUGCUGACCCCAGCUCCCUCUACUCCACUGUCAACUAACCUCAGGGAGCCAAGACAUAAGGAGAGACAGUGAACCCUGCUGACCCCAGCUCCCUCUACUCCACUGUCAACUAACCUCAGGGAGCCAAGACAUAAGGAGAGACAGUGAACCCUGCUGACCCCAGCUCCCUCUACUCCACUGUCAACUAACCUCAGGGAGCCAAGACAUAAGGAGAGACAGUGAACCCUGCUGACCCCAGCUCCCUCUACUCCACUGUCAACUAACCUCAGGGAGCCAAGACAUAAGGAGAGACAGUGAACCCUGCUGACUCCAGCUCCCUCUACUCCACUGUCAACUAACCUCAGGGAGCCAAGACAUCAACAUGAAGACUACACUCACUCAUUCACACCCUCAUUCCAGACCUGAUUUGGUUCUAGGAAGAGAGAUGUUUGUGCUAUUACAAGGGACAAUCUGCACUAGUUACAUCCAUUUCUGGACGUAUUAAUUAAUAAUAUGCACCCAUUGAUUCUUAAACUGUCAUAACCCAUCAGAACCCAAAAUAUAUGCUUGUUUUA
Messenger RNA from Salvelinus namaycush (lake trout), 1431 nucleotides. RefSeq lists its product as uncharacterized. The transcript has 8 exons. NCBI's taxonomy places the organism in Eukaryota, Metazoa, Chordata, Actinopteri, Salmoniformes, Salmonidae. The record is from RefSeq and is a predicted model, not a curated record. The coding region runs from base 1 to 690 and encodes 229 amino acids.